UUAACAUUUUCUGCCAGCAGUAUGGAACAACUCAACUCCACUGAGGCCACAUCUAACAACUCCUCCUCUCCUGGACCGUCACCUCUCGUCUCCUGGGACUCCAGCACUCUGGCUCCUGUGGUGGUGCUGUCUUUCUGCUUCCUGGUGGGAGUUCCUGGAAAUAUCGCUGUGAUCAUCCUCAAACCAAACUGGCAGCACUUGUCUAGUCUGAGCCAAAAUUUGAUGCUGAAUCUGGCUAUAUCAGACAUGCUCUGCCUGCUGCCCCUGCCCCUGUGGAUUUAUUCUUUCCUCUACAACUGGAUCUUCGGACUGGUGGCCUGUAAGCUUCUAGCGUACCUCGUGUACUGCUGCCUUUACAGCAGCGUGCUGACUGUGACGGUGCUGAGCAUCCAGAGGUACCUGCAGGUGGCCUACCUACAUAAGAGUUUACAUGAUGUAGGAAACAAGAGGCUGCUGGUUCUGCUCUGGCUGGUUGCGAUGAUCUUCUCCAUCCCUGCGUUACUGGUUCGACAGCCAAUCGAAGAGAAGCACAUGACACUCUGCCAAGCUAAGUACUCUUCCAAUGCCCAGUGGGUGGCUGUGCUGCUGUCAGAGUCCCUGGUGGGAUUAGUUUCAUUUUCUGUAGUGGCAUUUGCAUACAUCUGCCUCCACAGAAAGGUGAACCAGACAGCUUUUUUCAACCACCCAAAGACGACCAGACUGAUAACCAGUAUCAUCGUGACCCUUUUCACCCUAUGGAUGCCACAUCAUAUCAUAAAUUUGUUGGGUGUGGCAGCUAUUUCUGUCAAGAACAAGGGUCUGUUGAGCUUUUGUAUGGACAGCUGGAACAUUGUUGGAGCGCUGACAUUUGUGAAUAGCUGCCUGAAUCCUCUUCUGUACGCAUUUGCUUCUCGCAACAUGUGCACUGUGUGCCAAAAACCUGAACAUAAAUACUGUUGUUAACACAGAACCUCGUCAUUUGCAGGAAGUCUGUCUCGUCGGUGUAGCACCAAAUGCCAGCAGAUAUCAGUACAGAUGCAGAACCGUGCAGAUGAUAAUGCUGAGAGAUGUUAUUUUUGCUCUUGUGGAACCAAACAAAGCUGUUUUCAGUCAAAAGAUCUCAUCUCCCUUGUGUUACUCAACUUGAUGGUGUGAUACUAUAUUUGUCAAGAGAGGGAGAGAUGGGAGAGACCCGGUCAGAGGAAACAAUUAAUGAAAAGAUUGAAUAAAUGUUUGUGUUGGAGUUCAUCCAACUAGAUGAGUGACCAUUUGUCUCCAUUGUUUAGGAACAGACUAGAGACAGAUGAGGAAAGAUAAAGAUAGUGGGAGUGAUGUACUGAUAUUUAAGAACAUAUGUAAACCCAUUCAUUUAUUCAUUCCUUUGUCUAUGAUCAGUAGAAUCGACACAGAUUUUCAGACUAUUUCAGCUCUACCUGUAUGAUGAAUAUUGUUUAUAUUUUUGCCUAUACAAUAAACUGUGCUUAUACAUCAACUGUAUGAUAAAAUAUGAUGUAUUAUCUCUAAUUAAAUGAUGACCACUCUUGUGUCUGAACGAUAAAUAUAGCCUGAAGCCUCUUAGCUCAGCUUAGCACAAAGACUGCAGAGGAAAACAGCUAGCCUGGCUCUGUGAAAAAAGAAUAAGUAAGUAAAUAAAAAUCUGCCCUA
This is a messenger RNA of Seriola aureovittata, 1644 nucleotides long. RefSeq names its product leukotriene B4 receptor 1-like. Bases 22 to 942 code for a protein of 306 amino acids. NCBI's taxonomy places the organism in Eukaryota, Metazoa, Chordata, Actinopteri, Carangiformes, Carangidae. Gene Ontology annotation, molecular function: G protein-coupled receptor activity. The record is from RefSeq and is a predicted model, not a curated record. Gene Ontology annotation, cellular component: membrane. The transcript has a single exon. Gene Ontology annotation, biological process: G protein-coupled receptor signaling pathway; immune response.